Molecule: messenger RNA, 1673 nt
Organism: Xenopus tropicalis (tropical clawed frog)
Lineage: Eukaryota; Metazoa; Chordata; Amphibia; Anura; Pipidae
Gene: tmprss2.15
Product: transmembrane serine protease 2 gene 15
Exons: 14
Coding region: 71-1585 (504 amino acids)
Biological process (GO): proteolysis
Cellular component (GO): membrane; plasma membrane; extracellular region
Molecular function (GO): peptidase activity; hydrolase activity; serine-type endopeptidase activity
Source: RefSeq, a predicted model, not a curated record
UUUAAAUCACCUACUCAUUCAUUACAUGUUUUUCUGUUCCAGGCUCUGUUGAUUAUAUGUGGAGUUUAACAUGGAUAGUACAAAAAACAUGGAACCCAAUGUGCAUGAAUCCAGUAAGACGUCACUUGUCAAAUCAGAACACAGCCAUGCUAAAAAAUUGUAUACAAUGGACUCGAUACCCCAAGAGCCAAGAAAAGAGGGUGAAACAUGGUGUACGGCAAGAGGAAAAAAAAUUGUUUGUAUUGUCUCCAUUGCCUUUGGGCUCAUAGGAGCAGCCAUCAUUAUCGCAGUGCUGUGCUCAAAUUACGCUUCAAUGCCAGUUACAAGAUCAGACUGUGAAAAAGAAUGUGGAACCAAUGGAACCUGUGUCCUUUCGGCCCAGUGGUGCGAUGGGGUAUCUGAUUGCCCUAAUGGAGAAGAUGAGACAUCCUGUGUACAAACAAGAGCUUGUCAGAUGCUUUGUGGAAGCUCUGGAGUCUGUGUCCUUUAUUCCCAGUGGUGCGAUGGCAUUCCCCAGUGUCCUAAUGGAACAGAUGAACAAACCUGUGUUCGACUGUAUGGACCCAACUUCCAACUACAGGCCUAUUCUCCUGCAAAAGCAACAUGGCUGCCGGUCUGCUAUGAUGAAUGGAGUGACAACAGUGGGAAGAUUGCCUGCCAGGACAUUGGAUACAGCAUGAGCUCCUAUUACCAAAGCAGUCAAUUGUUGGCCUCCUCAAGUAAUGGAUAUUUCGUGCUCCAAUCCAGUAAUGUGACUGGCAAGAUGUACACAAAUCUUAAUUACAGUGCUACCUGUGCCUCUGGGAAUAUGGUUUCAUUGCGCUGUAUAAGUUGUGGUUUAUCUACAAAAGUGGACAGCAGGAUAGUAGGGGGCACACCUGCUUCAGUGGGAGACUGGCCGUGGCAAGUGGAACUUCUGAAGCUAGUCGGUACUAGCAUUUAUUUAUGCGGUGGAUCCAUCAUCACACCACACUGGAUAGUGACUGCUGCUCACUGUGUAUAUGGGUCUACUUCUACUCCUUCUGCCUUUAAAGUGUUUGCUGGAUCACUGACUAUACAGAGUUAUUACUCUGCUGGCUAUACAGUGGAGAGAGCGCUCGUGCAUCCCAGCUAUUCAUCCUACACACAAAUCUAUGAUGUUGCUCUGCUGAAGCUCACAGCUGCACUGGUAUUUACUACCAAUCUCAGACCUGUAUGCUUACCCAACGUUGGGAUGCCCUGGGCAGAGGGACAACCAUGUUGGAUAUCCGGAUGGGGAACUACAGCAGAGGGAGGCAGUAUUUCCAAAAAUCUAAUGGCUGCUUCAGUGCCUAUUAUCUCCUCCACUACAUGUAACCAAGCCGCUGUGUAUGGUGGAGCCAUUAGUUCUACUAUGAUGUGUGCUGGGUAUCUCAGCGGCGGAACAGACACUUGCCAGGGUGACAGCGGUGGCCCUCUGGUUACCAAAACCAACUCCUUGUGGUGGCUUGUUGGUGACACAAGCUGGGGAUAUGGAUGUGCCAGGGCCUAUAAACCUGGAGUGUAUGGGAAUGUUACAGUCUUCAUCGAAUGGAUAUACUCACAGAUGCAGACAUAUGGAGGAUGAAAUGAACAUCAUCGACAGAAGGCAAGAAGUCACCAUGAAUAAUGGCUAACUUAAUAUGUCCCUGUGCUUUUUAAAGGAAUGAAUUAAA